Mesorhabditis belari is the source of this 447-nucleotide messenger RNA. The record is from the annotation of a GenBank genome assembly. Lineage: Eukaryota; Metazoa; Nematoda; Chromadorea; Rhabditida; Rhabditidae.
AUGCAAAUCCAUAGACAGCAUUUGCUACUUUUCAUCCAGUUUUACUAUUUGCCAGGAUGUUUCUCGUUGAUUUGUCAACAAUGUAAUGGUUGGGAUGGUCAAUAUCCGCUUCGUUAUGCCACCGCGAGCACGUGUGACAAUCGAAAUAAUCAAUGUCAAACCAGUCAGUUUUGCGUGAAAAUCAUCGACUCCAUGUCACCGGGGACAAAUUACGGGACAUUUAAGAGUGAUUGCUACUUUCAGACACAGUUACAGAUAGAUCCUCAGAAUUUGACAACAAUCACGAAUCGAAAGUGCUAUCCGUAUCAGGAUGGAUCGGCGCCGGUGAAAAGGUAUUGGUACUGCUUCUGCAAUGAUCACGACUAUUGCAAUUCCUCGAAAUCUCUCCCGCAUUUCCUUUCCAUCAUUUUCCCAAUUUUGUUGCUUGUUUAUCGAGAGUUCUCUAAA